CAGCACGGAGUCAACGUACCAACUCAAGGAACGAAAUCCUGAUCCAAGCUCCGAUAAGCUCCAUUCCAACUCACCGCGACCGAUCGAUCUUCUCUUUGCGCGCUCCUAAACCCAUGGCUACCGUCGCCGGAGGAGCAGCGCUGCACCUGCGCGUCCCGUCGCCAGCAUUGGAGCCGGUGCGACGACAACGAAUGGCUUCGAAUUCGAUAAGGUGCGGCCGCGUGCGCGGGGCGGCGACGGCGAGGUCAGCGGACGGGGUGGAGGAGGACCACUACCGCACGCUGAGGCUGGCGCCGGGGGCCACCAGGGCCGAGGUCAAGAAGGCCUUCCACCGCCUCGCGCUGCAGUACCACCCGGACGUCGUGCGCCGGCGCGAUGGCAACGACGACGACGACGGCGUGGACUUCCAGCGGAUCAACGUGGCGUACCAGACGGUGAUGGGCAACGUGCGGGAGGCGGAGGCCAGGCUCGAGAACUGGCGCGCUCGGUACGGCCUCGCCGACGAGGACCUCGAGCGGUACCGCCGCUGCCUCAACGACGAGGACGAGGACGACUUGUUCGCCGACUUCUGAAUCCUGAAAUGGCUGGCGUGUACGUACCUGCACGCUGGUGUGGUUCUCACCAUGAGGCGGCAGCGCUGUAAAUGCAGUAUCUGUGAGAUUUCGCUGUAUUGCUUUCUCCCCCUGCUUUUAUCGUGGGGAAAAGGGAUACAGAAAUUAAUUUCAGCUAGGGUUCUAACACUUGUAACUCUUCUCUCCUUCAAGCUGCUGUGAUUGUGACAUGGAAACGAAUUCUCUAGCAAACAAGUGAGUCUGCUUUUCAAGGCAUAUGCCUUUCAGAACAU
Molecule: messenger RNA, 844 nt
Organism: Lolium perenne
Lineage: Eukaryota; Viridiplantae; Streptophyta; Magnoliopsida; Poales; Poaceae
Source: RefSeq, a predicted model, not a curated record